AGCGAAUUCGACACACAACUUCAGAUCGCCUGGCCUUCAACACCACGACAACUCAACGGGACUAACCUCGCAGCACAAUCAAGAUGGGUCGCUUCCAGGAAUACCAGAUCGUUGGGCGCCAUCUGCCCUCCGAUGCCAACCCUACCCCCAAGAUCUACCGCAUGCGCAUUUUUGCGAACAACGUGGUUGUCGCAAAGUCGAGGUUCUGGUACUUCCUUGGCAAGCUCCGCAAGAUCAAGAAGGCCAACGGUGAGAUCAUCGCGGUCAACGAGAUCAACGAGAAGCGCCCCCAGAAGGUGAAGAACUUUGGUAUCUGGAUCCGCUACGACUCGCGCUCCGGUACCCACAACAUGUACAAGGAGUACCGUGAGAUGUCCCGAUGCGCCGCCGUCGACGCUCUCUACCAGGAUAUGGCCGCCCGUCACCGAUCCCGCUUCAGGUCGGUUCAGAUCCUUAAGGUUGUUGAGCUCGAGAAGACCGACGACGUCCGCCGCCCGUACAUCAAGCAGCUUUUGGUCAAGAGCCUCAAGUUCCCUCUGCCCCACCGCAUCAACAAGAAGGCCGGCAAGAAGAUCUUUGCUGCCAAGCGACCAUCCACUUUCUUCUAAGCGUGUUUCUCAUUAUGGAGUGCGGUCUGGAUGGGUUGGGAAUG
Molecule: messenger RNA, 652 nt
Organism: Dothidotthia symphoricarpi CBS 119687
Lineage: Eukaryota; Fungi; Ascomycota; Dothideomycetes; Pleosporales; Dothidotthiaceae
Product: 60S ribosomal protein L18ae
Exons: 5
Coding region: 84-608 (174 amino acids)
Biological process (GO): translation
Cellular component (GO): cytosolic large ribosomal subunit; ribosome
Molecular function (GO): structural constituent of ribosome
Source: RefSeq, a predicted model, not a curated record